UUUCUAGUUGGUUUGUACUUGUGCGCUCAUAAAACUUUUGAAAUAUAUAAAACUAAUUCACAAUGCUGCAAAAUGAUGCAGUUCGUAACUUGCAAUAUGAUAGUGAAAUACGCGUGGCUCAAACAUCUACUGCAAGCGAACCUCGAGUUUACGACUCACAAAUCACUAUAACCGCACAGCCGCGACCAACAACAGAGACGCCGCGCAUACCUUUGCCCAUAUCAACAGUUGCAGGCAGUGGCACAUUUAUUCCCUUGGCUGGUUACCAUUGUCUGGCGGACUUGCCUUCAGUGCAUAUAGAGCAAACCUUUGAACUAAAUGAUGCUCUUACUGCUGUCUCCUCCGAGAAUCGUUACGUUAUACGCUCGCCGCUGGGCGAUGCCAUCUUUGCUGCCUCCGAAAGCUCCACAGAGAAUCAUCGCAUGGUCUGGGGUGCAGCUCGUCCAUUUCAAAUGCAUCUGCUGGACAAAACACAUCAGGAGGCCUUGGUAUUUCGCAAAAAGUUAGCGCUGGGCGCCAUGUGCUGUGCACCGAAAACACUGGAAAUUUGGAUACCACCAGGCAAUGUGCUGGGUAGAGUGGUGCAGUCGCCCACAUUUACGCAACCUGUGUUCUUCAUAGAAGACGGCAAUACAGGACAGCCAACAUUCUGUGUGGAAGGACCCAAGAAUUCGGGCUUUUGUUGCUUUUGUCCGCCCAAGGAAUGUUAUUUUAAGAUACACUCUGGUGGUGAUCUGCGUGCCUCGCUGGAUCAUAAAUGGUUGGCCAGCAAGUCACAGUAUACAACAAAUAUAUAUUUUAGCGAUAUAUCCUUGACUGCAAAGGAUCGUGCUUUGAUACUGGGUGCAGCAUUUUUGCUGGAAUACAUGUUCUUCCAAAAGUAAUAAAAAAAAGCCACA
Messenger RNA from Drosophila busckii, 899 nucleotides. RefSeq names its product phospholipid scramblase 3. The transcript has 6 exons. Gene Ontology annotation, cellular component: plasma membrane. The coding region runs from base 63 to 884 and encodes 273 amino acids. Gene Ontology annotation, molecular function: phospholipid scramblase activity. Gene Ontology annotation, biological process: plasma membrane phospholipid scrambling. NCBI's taxonomy places the organism in Eukaryota, Metazoa, Arthropoda, Insecta, Diptera, Drosophilidae. The record is from RefSeq and is a predicted model, not a curated record.